AUGGCUGAUGAUGAGGGCCACAAGGGUGAAGAUGGAGAAGAAGAAGAAGAAGAGGCCAACGAAGAAGCUCUUAUAGAGGAAGUGGAAGAGGAAGCAGUAGAAGAAGAGUCAAUUUUAACUGAAUAUGACCCUGAUGACUUUAUAUCCGGUGCUGUUACAAGCCUGGAUGCUACUUUACCUGACGACUUAUUUGAAUUUGAACAUUCCUAUGGUUAUAACUGCCAUAAAUACUUUAACUUAUGCGCAUGCGAUGAUUCUGUUGUAUGCUGGUCUGCGGGCAGUAUUAUUACGUUCAUGGAUGUUAACACCAAACAGACAUGGUUUCGUCGGAGCACCACUGGCGGAUCCGUUGGAAACAUUGUGUCAUACAGGAAAGACCCGAAUUAUCGAAUAGCAAUCGCUGAAGGAAAGGAGGGACACAGAGAUCCUCUUAUUUUGAUGUACACGUGGCCACAAAUGGAAAUUGAUGCCGUUCUACGUGAUGGAACAAGCAAUGCAUAUUCUAUUCUUGACUUUAGUCCUGAUGGAGAACUUUUGGCAUCGGUGGGAAAAGAACCGGAUUAUAACUUGACUAUAUGGAAUUGGAAACGGCAUAGAAUUCUUCUACGCACUAGUGCUUUUACAUUUGACGUCAACGCUGUUAUGUUCUCGCCUUAUUGUCCUGGCCAACUGACAACCGCUGGAGCUGCGCAUGUUAAGUUUUGGAAAAUGGCCAGUACCUUCACAGGCCUUAAGUUAAAAGGAGAACUUGGACGCUUCGGAAAAACGGAAAUUUGCGAUGUCCUCGGCGUAUAUCCUAUGCCUGAUGAAAAGGUUUUGUCGGGCUGCGAAUGGGGCAACGUUUUAGUUUGGGAGGCUGGACUUGUCAAAUUGGAAGUUACACAACGAGGACGUAAAACAUGUCACAAGGCACCAGUGAUUCAAUUCAUGCUAAGUCCCGCGGGUGAUGAAGUGACCACUAUAGCGCGUGAUGGAUGCGUUCGUGCCUGGUACUGGGAUACCGUGGAACAAGCGGAUCCUCCAGAGGACGACCCGUAUGUUGAACUAAAUCCCGUCGCUGAAACUUGUGUCCCAGGCUGUCAAAUAAUGUGCCUAAAACAUCAGAAGGGCAUGUUUUGGUACGCACAAGAUGGCAAUGGUGGAGUGUGGAGCUUAGAGUUAGAAAUAGAUAAAAUCGAAUGUAACCAUCGCAAAGUUAUGACUUGCCACGCGGGUCCUGUCGUCGCUAUGGCCAUUCUCAGGACACACCCCAUAUUAGUAACUGCCGGGCAAGAUGGUGCCCUCCAGGCGUAUAACACAGACACACAUACACUACUAGCGAGAUACCAGUUUCAGGCUGGUGUAACAUGUCUACUGUAUCCACCAAUUGACGUCGAUGAAACCUCUUGUAUAAUAAUCGUAGGCUUUGGGGAUGGUAUAAUGCGGGUCUUGUAUGUUCAUCCGGAUCGCCUUUUGGCCCAGACCACGUUGGUUGAAGUGAGGGUUCACUCUAACCUAACCAUACACAGCGAGGACUCCAUGCAUGCUGAUGUUCUUGACUUAAUAUGUUUACUAAAGCCCCACUCAAAGUCACUAACGCAGAUAACAAUUAACGAGAAACGAACAUUGUUAGUAACGUGUGGGCAGGACAGCACUAUAUUUAUGUAUCGACUCAUUGUUGAUACGCCAUUUCGACUUCAUAGACUUGGAUUUAUUGAAACACCAAAUAAUAUUGCGUAUAUGACUUGGAAACCUGAAGAGGAGCAAGUGCUACUUUUGUGCGGUCAAGUAGGCUUUAUAAUGGAAGCUGUGUUACCAGAUGUUUCUAUUCGUGAAUAUACAGAUAUAACAACUUUCAAACUAGAUUUUGUAUCGUAUAAGGAAACGCUUGUUAAAAAACAUUAUAUGCGUCACCGACCAUUUCCAACUGAAGAAGAUUUAGCCAGUAUAGAUGAGGAAGCACUAAAAGCUAAAGAAGAAGCGGAAAGAGAAAAAGAUGAGGAUGAAGAGGAAGAGUGGCUUGGAGAGAUACAAUUGAUCGAAAGUGAAAGUAUGCUCGGAACUACAAUAACAUGGGCUGAAUAUUGCGAAGAGGGUAUCUGGGUUGUUCAGCGAGGUACUGGAGCGCUCUUCUUGAUUAAACCAGGGCAGAACAAAAUAUUUAAAUAUGGCCCAAUACCUGGAGCGUGGUGUGAUGAUAUCACUUCACUCAAGUUUGUGUGCGACCAUCGCUAUUUAAUUGUGGGAACUAACACUGGCUAUAUCCGCGUGGUCCGCAUGCCUACUGAGGAUGAAGACAACCCUGAACAGCAUCACGUUAUCUGGAUGAUGGCUCAGCAAAAGUUGCUGAAGAAACUAAAAGGCCGUCGAUUAGCUAAAGAAGAGCCCCAACCAACACCUCGUAUCGACUUUGAUGAUCGAUAUUAUUUGCCCAUGCAUGAUCACUAUACGGGAGCAAUCACCGCCUUAGAAUUUAGUGGAGAUGGAAAGCGAUUUUAUACUUGCGGGGAAGAUGGUAAUAUUUUUUCCUAUUUUGUGAACUUCACGGAACCGCUUGUACCACCACCAACUAAAGUAAAACUCAAGGAACUUCCGAAAGUAGAAAAAGCAAGAGAACCCAGUACAUUGGACGGGGAGUUAAUGUCUCAUGAAGAAUUGAAACAGAAAGAGGAGUAUGACAAGAUGAUGUCCAUAGCUAAUGCGCAUAAGAAGCGAGUUCGAGACCAACUAGCUGAGCUCACCGCUGAAUAUAGCAAGAUUAUUAAAGCAAACCGAGCUUUACCACAUUCACAACAGAUUGAUGUAACUCUCGAUCCUCGACCCCUACAAGUCCAAGAGAGAGAACUGGAUCAACUUAAAGCUUUGACAAAGCGAAAGCUCGCCCAUCAACUUGAAGCAUCUGAUCUUGGGUUUGAUAAAAUGUAUUCAAGGAACAUUAUUCAGUUAGACGUGUUUCCAUUUACGUUGAAAUGUAUAAGGGACCCGGAAGUAAUGAUAAGACCUUUACGACAAAAGAAUCUCUCCAAAACUUUUUAUAACCAAUUAGAAGAAGUGCAUCAGAAAAUGGCGGAGGCCGCUUUACGUGGGAGACGAACCGAUACGACAGCCCGAAGAGCAGCCGCAAGAAAAUCUUCCUGGGGACCGCCACGAAUCGCAUCGUUUCUUCUUGGUCUACCCCCAAAACCAUCUCAUCCACUGAAAAAGGCACUUCGCAAUUAUCAUCAGAGAUUGAACAGACAUCACCUUCAAUUUAUUGAGUGGCAAGAGCAUGUAUCUCGUAAACCAGACCCAAAUGCAAUGCCCCCGGGUGCUGCAGAAGCUCUUAAAGACGCUGAGGCUUCGAUUGGUAAUCGUUUAUUAAAGACACAACCGGAUUAUGUGGCACCGCCUGGGCAUAAUACGCAACUGCGAGUUUGCCUUGCAAGAAAAGAGAUCUACGACACAAAACGAGCGUUUAACGAAAAAAUACUUCAACUAAGGGAGCACAAAGUAAAGCUUGUAGCACGAAUGAAAGAGAUAGGCGAGCGCCUAGCGGAAAUACGGGUUGAGAUUCCACCGAAAAUGGUGAAACAUCCCCCACCAAUACCGGAAAUUGAUGAGGACUUGGAAUUUCCAGAAAAAAACUUAGAGAUCAAACCCGUUGUGAUCCAACCUUCGGCAAGACAAGCGAUGGCUGCACGAAAAACAAUGGAGCGGCGCAAGUCGACAUUGUAUCCUCAGCAAAGAGUUAGACCGCCACGCGUACCGCGCUUCAUACCGCUCUCUGACUCAAGGCCUCUUGCUGCAUCAUGGGAAAUUUUGAAAUUCAAACAGGAGCAAGAAUCUUUUGCUAUUGAAGCCGAAAUACGUGAGCGACGUAUAGAAAGACAUUUGUAUGAACAAGAUAUGCUUUUGGCUGAUGCUGAAGUAUCAGUUCAACAGUUUGACUCUAGGCUAAGACAACUGCAAAGGGAACGUAUUCGCGUUCAGGAGAAAAACCAACUAUUAGAGUUACACCUAUAUCAGCUUCAUAGAGAAAUGAAUGUUUUAAAUCGAUUUGAGGCUCAUGAAGAUCGCUUGGCUGAAAGGGUGUAUGCAAAAUUAAUGCAGGUUCGCGGAGUACAAGAUCAAAUUCAAGAUUGCGAACAUCGCAUCGACGAACAUCACGCUGAAAAGGAGCGACUCGACGCAGCUUGCCAAGAGCUACAAAGACAAUUCAAGAGGCUCGUACAAGAUAAUAAGUUUGCUGAUUUCUUGCGAAGAAUAUUUAAGAAGAAAUACCGUCCGCCACGUGACCGUGAUGACGAUGAAUCAUCAGAGUCUGAAUCUUCAUCAUCAUCAAGUGAGGAAGAAGAUGAAGGUAGCAUGGAUAGUCGAGACAUUGGUCCAAUACGACUCGAUCCUAAUAUUUGUCCUGAAGGGUGUGACGUUGAUGUUUAUAACAAAACUUAUGAAUUAAGAAAUACAAGGCAUAAACAUGAGCAAGACAUCAUAGAGCAGGAUCGGUUUAUUGAGCUUUUACGUAAAGAUAUUGAUGCGCAUAAUAAAAUUAAGCGCAAAUUUUCCGUGCAGUUGGAAAAGAGGAAAAAUGAUCUUCGGGAGUUUAUGAUGGAAAAACAAAGUUGUAUGAAUGAUGUUGAUCAAGUCGUUGUGUUACGGUAUGAUCAAAUCAGGGCUUCGGCGAUUCGUGGAUGUACUGGCCCUCAAGGGUUAUCACAGACUGUUGUCUUUCCUGAAAAGAUGUUGGCUAAGUUGCGCAAACGCGUCCUAGAGUUGCACGACGAAAUCAAACAGCAAAAACAGAGACAAGCGGUUAACCGCACACAUCUGUUCCGAAUGAAUAUUGAUUUACGUGAAAUGGAGGCAAAGGCUGAGGAAUUAAGAGCGAAAAUGCGUGACAUUCUUACACGGAAGCUCGGAAAGCCACGUAAAGUCGACCGUACACUGGACGAUUUAUUACGACAAAUGGCGCGUAGGCAUAAAUUCUCUACCACUUUGGGUACACUGAAACAGAUAUUGAAACAGCUACGUAGUUGGAGGGAACGCCACGGAGAGUUGGAGAAGAAAUAUCUCGCUACUCUGGAACGUUAUUCGGAGCGUUUGCGUAUUGCAGCAGCAUUGCAGGCUGACGUUUUGCCGCAGAAGCCCAAAAAAGAUCCCUCAGUAAUGGUAGGUGGCUACGAGCAAGAUCAAUACCAGCGUGAUGUCGUACGUCUACGUAUCGUGCGCUCACAACAGACUCAUCAAAUUAAGUCCCUACGUGAAGAAAUACAAAGUCUUCGUCUUAAGCCUUUGUCAUACCGACCACCGAUGAAACAAGUGACUCCGCCUCAGUCCGACCGCUCACAAAUCUACCUCUUCCAAGUGCCGCACACUGCCCGGAUGGUGCGGAAAAAAUAUUUCCCAAUAACACCUCUUGGAUCAGUUCAGCUGGUAUAUGAUGUGAAUGUAAUGAAACUAUUAUAUGACUGCUUGGAUUCGAUGAGGGUUACCCGUGAUGAUGCUGAUGAAUUGCUUCGUGAGCUCACUGCUGAACUGCCAGAUGUUAUUUCUGGAUCAAAAACUCGAUUUGAAGUGGUGGACACGUUAGUGCGCAAAUGGCUGUUGAAAUAUGGCGGUGAUCCGAGUAUGUACAAGAAACAAACGCGUGCCUUCGACGCUUUAGCUGCAUUGGCUGAUCGUCUUAUACGGCAACAUGUCGAGGCAAUGGAAGGAACAGAUGAGCAAUCGCACAAAAUCAUGGAAUCCUUGGAACAGGCUCUCAAAGAUGUUUCCGGGUUGAGGAAGCAUUUAAAUGAGCGCCUCGGGCCGGCCAUAGCCGCCUUGAUGCAUACUACUGAAUUUGCUGAUUUAGUGACUGCAGAAACAAUGACGUCAUUGGUAAACUCUUUGGUCGAUGAAGAAAACCCCAUAUCAGCUCAAUCUGUGGAGAGCAUCGACAUGUUAAAUGUCAUCGAAGAUAUCAAAGAUUGCGGAAUACAAGCUCCAGCCGAUGAGUUGGAGCAUAUAGUGAAAGUAGCUAUAGAAUGCUUGAAGGCGCAGCUGAUAAGCGAUGAUGAGGCUAAGAAAAUAGAUGAAGAGGUCACAAAAGCAAUGAGCGCUGAUACGAAAUCAAUCGCUUCUGCAAAGGAGCCUAAGUAAAAUAAUGGAAAGCUCCUACUAAACACACCUACGAGGGUAAAGGCAACGUAAAUACCGGUGGUAGAAUAAAUAAUAGCUAGCAAACGUAUAUUAAGUUAUGAAGAAAAUGAUUUUAAUUUACUUCCGUGAUAAUGUUAGUACUUACUUUAAUUUUUGUU
Pieris napi is the source of this 6257-nucleotide messenger RNA. Its product is annotated as cilia- and flagella-associated protein 44. Gene Ontology annotation, molecular function: protein binding. The coding region runs from base 1 to 6099 and encodes 2032 amino acids. The record is from RefSeq and is a predicted model, not a curated record. NCBI's taxonomy places the organism in Eukaryota, Metazoa, Arthropoda, Insecta, Lepidoptera, Pieridae. The transcript has 42 exons.